Molecule: messenger RNA, 597 nt
Organism: Brassica oleracea var. oleracea
Lineage: Eukaryota; Viridiplantae; Streptophyta; Magnoliopsida; Brassicales; Brassicaceae
Product: glutathione S-transferase T3-like
Exons: 1
Coding region: 1-597 (198 amino acids)
Source: RefSeq, a predicted model, not a curated record
AUGGAUUCAUAUUCUCAAUCUUCUAGCUUUCUAGACCUCUUAAACAAUCAACAACAAAACACUCAGCCUAGUUUACAACUCUCUCCCGCGAAUGUCUCUUUUGAUGGUACACAAUGGGCUGAAGAUGCAACCUUGGAAGCUCACAUCGUGGAAGACCGCAAAGAGAGGCGGAAGUGGACACCAACAGAGGACAUGGUGCUCAUCAGUGCUUGGUUGAACACUUCAAAAGAUCCGGUUGUGAGUAAUGAGCAAAAAGCAAUUGCGUUUUGGAAACGAAUUGCAGCUUACGUUGCAGCAAGUCCAAAACUUUCUGGAAUGCAAAAGAGAGAGCCAACUCACUGCAAACAAAGGUGGGGCAAGAUUAAUGAAGGCGUCUGUAAGUUUGUUGGGUGUUAUGAGGCUGCAACAAAAGAGAAAUCAAGCGGCCAGAAUGAUAGUGAUGUCAUGAAAAUGGCUCAUGUGAUUUUCUUCAAUGAUUAUAAGGUGAAGUUCACACUUGAGCAUGCAUGGUUGGAGCUUCGCCAUGAGCAGAAAUGGUGUGGAGCAUCUACUACUAAAGAUAAAUUGAUCAAAGUGAUGUCUUGUUGUAUCUCGUGA